Rhagoletis pomonella (apple maggot) is the source of this 1604-nucleotide messenger RNA. RefSeq lists its product as uncharacterized. The record is from RefSeq and is a predicted model, not a curated record. The coding region runs from base 26 to 1525 and encodes 499 amino acids. Lineage: Eukaryota; Metazoa; Arthropoda; Insecta; Diptera; Tephritidae. The transcript has 6 exons.
GAAAACACUACGAUUAUAUUUUCUAAUGUUUUUAAAGAAACUGCGAAUGAAAACUCCAAAGAAACCUGCCCUGACUCCUGCUCCCAAGAAGCGGCUCUACCCUAAGAUAGGCGUGAGCGUGGUACCGGUGGCGUUAAAGCAUGCCUAUCACAGCAACACAUUUUGUACACCGAACAAGCUAAAACGAAACACUGUCGCUGACAAACUGAACCAUUCGGAAAUGGGACUUACACCAAAGCAAAAAGAAAAGGCCCAAACAGGCAUGCUGGCUCCAUUGAUACCCGGAUUCUCUUCAAUGCUCCCAAAUUUAACUUCGAAAAAUCGGGAAUCGAGUAUUGUAAUGGACGGAUCCAUAGAUUCUCGUGCCUCGAUAAUGAGUAUGAACGUAUCAUCAUCAACUAUGUUUGGGAAUGAUGGCCCAUCGACGAGUAAGACGACUAGUUAUAGUCCAGUGGUACGUAAAUGUAUGGCCGAAAUCGGAAAUAUCAUGGACAACAAAAUGUCGAAAUUUCUGGAAACUCUCAGUGAGAAUUUUAGACCUCAAACUAUAAUUGUAGAAAAAACGCCCAGCUCUACGCCAUGGACGACCGAUCCAGGUAGUGUAAGAGCGUUGCCAACGGUGUUUCGCCAGGAAUUGAGAAGUAUUGUAAAAGAAGUAUUAAAAGAAAAUGUUGGCCAGUCAAAUGGAAACGAAACAGAGUCAAUAUUGGAGUCUUCCCUUUUAAGAAAUGAUCCCAAAUGCCAGCUGUUUUCAACAAGUAGUCCGGUUUUCAAAGUCCCUUCUGUACCUGAUGGAGGUUCUGAUAGUACUGAAAAAUCGAUUGAAGCUCACGAGCAAUCAGAGGAUUCUGAAGUCUUUGAGGGACGUCGGCAAAGUAAUGCUGCAAUGCGUCGAUCGCGGCGCAUUUCUCAUCGCUUGCAACAUAGCUCAGUUUCCAGUUUAGGUGCUUGUGGGACAAUAAACGAGACACUAAGACGUUCACGACGCAUUUCUACGAUGCGAGAAAAAAUUGAGGAGCAAACAAUAUCCGAAAUUAGCGAAACAUUCAAAUUGGCAGGAAAGAUCCAUCAUAAAAACAAAUCCUUAAAGCAGUUGCAUAUUGAAAGGCGAGAGAGUAUACGCCAUGCUGCACAUUUGAACGGUUUGGAAUCAGAUGACGGAAAUGAAGGGGUUAAAAAUAACUCAAAGAAAGCUAAGAGCACACAAAAACGAUGCAUCGCUGAUUUAAACAAUAGUGUCAUAGAAAGUUACUUUGCCAACGAACCGAAAAGUUCCACGUCGAAUGUUAAAUCAAGGAAACCCCAUAUUAAAAAACAUCGAAAAGCUGUACUUGAUUUACUUAACUCAGGCUCUAUGAAAGAAUUGCAGAUACUGCCACAAAUUGGACAAAAAACGGCAUUCCAGUUGGUGACACAAAGAACAAUAAGUGGAAAAUUUAAGAACAUCGCACAGCUUGAAAAACUGCCUAUAUGGCGUGGAAAUUCCUGGACUCGAUUUGCACAGGCCAAUUUACUACUAGACUGAAUCGUGUUUGUUUGAAAUUUAUUGAUUUAUAAAAAUAUUAAAUAAAAAAAGGUUUUAGUUUAAAAACUCCUACAGACAA